Molecule: messenger RNA, 396 nt
Organism: Drosophila bipectinata
Lineage: Eukaryota; Metazoa; Arthropoda; Insecta; Diptera; Drosophilidae
Source: RefSeq, a predicted model, not a curated record
AUGCAGUUAAAACAGUUUACCGUCCAAAUUGUGGCAUUCUUUGCUGUAUUUGGUUUGGCAUUCGCUUUUCCAAAAGAAAGACUUACCUCCGCGGAAGAAAUGGAAAGAGCCAGUGCAAUUAGUGACACUGAUACUAUAUCUUUGAGAUCCAGUGAGGCUCUGGAGAAUCUAUAUGUGUAUGAAAGAAGCCUAAGCCGGUUCAGAAGAGCUCUCGAGGAACUGGCCUACGAAGAGGCUGCCGAUGAUAUGGAGCUGGCGGAGAUUAACGUAUUCCGUCCACUUUUCCGGUACCGUUCCCAGGUGAUAAAGGCCAAAAAUCCACAGCAGCAGUUUGGCUAACAGUAUAAUUAUGAAAACCUAGAUAUAAGCCAUCAAAACCGCCACAUUCCUCACAAA